Messenger RNA from Rhizoctonia solani, 939 nucleotides. RefSeq names its product phenazine biosynthesis protein PhzF family protein. Gene Ontology annotation, molecular function: isomerase activity. The record is from RefSeq and is a predicted model, not a curated record. The transcript is spliced from 2 exons. Gene Ontology annotation, biological process: biosynthetic process. Gene Ontology annotation, cellular component: cytoplasm. The coding region runs from base 1 to 939 and encodes 312 amino acids. Lineage: Eukaryota; Fungi; Basidiomycota; Agaricomycetes; Cantharellales; Ceratobasidiaceae.
AUGGCACCCCGCUCCAGACCGUUUAUGCAAAUCGAUGUCUUCCCGUCCUCCAGGCCGCUAUCUGGAAACCCAGUCGCAGUUGUGCUAGACAGUGAUGGGCUCUCUGACGAAACAAUGAAGAACUUUGCUUCUUGGACAAAUCUAUCUGAGACUACUUUUGUUCAACCUGCAACUGAUCCCCAGGCGGAUUACAAGCUACGAAUUUUUACUCCCACUCGCGAGCUUCCGUUUGCAGGCCACCCAACCCUUGGCAGCUGCAAAGCCUGGCUUGAAAAUGGAGGAGAACCGAAAAAAUCUGAUCAGAUUGUUCAAGAAUGUGGGAUCGGCCUGGUCACCAUCAAACGAGAUUCGUCGACAGGCCGACUGAGCUUUGCUGCACCGGAGUUUCUGCGCGAGGGGGAUGUUUCUGCAGAAGACCUCAAGCGCAUGUGUGAUGCCAUGAGCAUUGACACAAACCAGGUCCUAGCGAGCCAGUGGAUUGACAAUGGCCCGGGAUGGGCGGGCCUACUACUCGACUCAGCCGAUGCAGUUCUUGCGAUUAAAACGGAUAAUAUGAGCAAGGCCAAGAAUACCAACUGGGGCAUUGUCGGUGCAUACGAAAAGUCACAAAGCCGAGUGAAAGGAGUCCUCAGAGGUCAAGACGUCCCUCCUGAUACUGAUGUUAACGAUGAUGGAUCACCUCACUUUGAGUUACGCGCGUUCGCUCCUAAGGAAAUUGCCACCAUUGAGGACCCCGUCACUGGUAGCUUAAAUGCUGGAGUUGGAAAAUGGCUAAUCUCGACUGGGUUAGCCCCUAGAAGUUACGUUGCCAGCCAAGGCACCUGCUUGGGAAGAGAAGGUCGGAUUUAUGUCUCUGCAGAUAAUGCAUUCGCAAAAGAUGGAGACGUUUGGAUUGCGGGUGAUACACGAGUGUGCAUCCAGGGAAAAGUUGUUCUCUGA